Messenger RNA from Bathycoccus prasinos, 1068 nucleotides. RefSeq lists its product with no specific name. The record is from RefSeq and is a predicted model, not a curated record. Bases 1 to 1068 code for a protein of 355 amino acids. The transcript has a single exon. NCBI's taxonomy places the organism in Eukaryota, Viridiplantae, Chlorophyta, Mamiellophyceae, Mamiellales, Bathycoccaceae.
AUGCGCGUCGCGACGAGUGGUAGUACCACCACCAUUGCAUCCUCUCUUCGUCCUCCUCGGCGUCUGCACCGUCUGCGCUCGGCGUCGCGAUCGAAAUCAUCGUCGUCGUCGUCCGUUUCUUUCGCGUCGAGAAGCGCGCGAAAGGUGUUUCCCGAGGAAGAAGAGGACGAGGACGAGGACGACCAACGACCGAGCACGAGUUUUUCACCGUCCUCGUCAUCGUCUGAAUCGUCGUCUUCUGAUAAUACGAAUACGAAUGCGAAUGAUUCUUCGCGGGGAGGAACCCGGCGACGGAUGGUUUUGGGUGGAAGUUCCCUGGCGGCGUUCGCGAUGAUGACGACGAUCGAUAACGGCGCAUCUUUCGCCACGGAGGAGGAAGAGGAAAAAGUACGAGUCGAAGAAGCAAUUCCGAAACAAAAACGAAGAGAUAUCCCGCUCGAAAAAGUCGCUCGAGAAACGUUCGCGUUUACCUUUUUUUACCCCACGGAGACGCUCUCGGGGAAACCAAUCCCGUGGUCGGAGUCUCGAACGCGCGAGACGUAUUCGAGCUCCGAGCCGAUGUCACCAGACGCGAGGCAAAGAAUCGUGCACGAGUUGAUUUCGUUCAAAGGGCCACUGACGACGGUGGUGACGGUCGGGGAGUUACCGCCGAAGUUGAUGAAUAAGCCGGAGAAGGAGUGGACGGCGAAGAACGUGGCGAAUGCGAUUUUGGCGGAUAAAGCGACGGGGAGAGUCGCGAGCGGACAGAAGAUUUCGUUAGCGGAGGUGGAUAACGCGGUGAAGGAAGAGAAGGAAGACGGGACGACGUAUUAUUACUACGAGUAUAUUUCGCAAGGCUCGCCAAACUCGAAAGAAGGUGAAGCGACGACGUAUCGUCACGCGAGAGGCGUGACCGCGGUCAGAGACGGGUUCGCGUAUACGGUGAGUAUGAGCACGCCCGAGCGAUUUUGGGACGAAAUGGACGAGGGGUUCAACCAAUCUAUUCGCGCGUUCUCCUUAGACGCGCCUGGGAAGAAGUACAGAAAACCCGGAGACGAAGGAUUGGACAUUCUCCACGUGUUUGAUUAA